Molecule: messenger RNA, 1673 nt
Organism: Stereum hirsutum FP-91666 SS1
Lineage: Eukaryota; Fungi; Basidiomycota; Agaricomycetes; Russulales; Stereaceae
Product: PSS-domain-containing protein
Exons: 14
Coding region: 88-1467 (459 amino acids)
Biological process (GO): phosphatidylserine biosynthetic process
Molecular function (GO): L-serine-phosphatidylethanolamine phosphatidyltransferase activity
Source: RefSeq, a predicted model, not a curated record
CUGAACUUGUUCCUUCGUACAGACUUUUCGACCUGUUAGCCUUGAUUCCUCUAGUCGCCGUAUCGAGACGGAGAACGGGAGGAAACAAUGUCUCUCUCUCAAGAGGAAGAACCAGAUCUCUCUCCAACAUCACCAGUGGAAGACUCGGAGGACGCGGCAUUAUCACCUGUCCAAGAACCGGAACCUGCACCAGGCUUACAUGGAAACCCUGUUCGAUGGUAUGAUGCAGAUCGAAAGGAGCCCUAUACCCGUACUAUUCCGUUUCAAGAGCAGCGGGACAACAGCGUCGAAUUCUUCUACAAGCCCAUCACUUUGACGGCACUUGCUGCCUGUCUUGCGGUGUUGGCGUAUGUCGCUAUGACGCAAGAUGUGCUGGAGGAGGGCGGUGAUAAGAGACGUGUAGGAGUUUACGCCGCUAUAAUAUCCUUCCUUGCCUUUGCGAUGGUCCAAUUCCGUGAUGGCCCCUUUGUCCGCCCACAUCCCGCCUUCUGGCGAAUCAUACUAGGCCUUAAUCUUCUCUACGAACUUGCAUUGGUCUUUCUUCUCUUCCAAGACCUCAAGUCUGCGAGAACGAUGAUGACAUAUCUGGAUCCAACGCUGGGCAAGCCACUCCCGGAGAAAAGCUACGGCGAAAAUUGCGAAUUUACGCUCAUAAAUGUUUGGAAUGCGGUAGACAUAUUUUGUCUGGCGCAUGCAUUGGGGUGGUUCGGCAAGGCCAUGAUAUUGAGGGAUUACUGGUUCUGCUGGAUUCUGAGCAUUGCCUUUGAGUUCGCCGAAUACUCCCUCCAACACCAAUUAGCCAACUUCGAAGAAUGCUGGUGGGACCAUUGGAUUCUUGACGUACUCGUGUGCAACUGGCUUGGGACGUACCUCGGAAUGAAAGCAUGCGAAUACUUCGAAGUAAAACACUAUACCUGGCGCGGCUUCCGCCAAUCGCGAGGCAUCCGCUCCAAGACAAAACGCGUCCUGACCCAGUUCUCGCCACAAGACUUCACAGCCUUUCAAUGGCACGGAACGCAGUCAUUCGUCCAUUAUGUGACUGUUGUCAUGCUGCUCGCCGUGUUUUUGGCGGCAGAGUUGAAUCCAUUCUACUUGAAGACGCUGUUGUGGAUGGAACCUGAACAUCCAUUCGUGAUUGCCAGACUAGCCGGCGUAUUCCUCUGCGCCCUCCCCGCUACAAGAGAGCUCUAUCAAUAUAUCAACGAUCCACGACGUGCCAUCCGAAUGGGUCAACAUGUAUGGAUCCUCCUGGCCACCGUAGCGACGGAGCUCCUUGUCAUUCUCAAGUUCAGCAAGGGACAAUUCCCAGAACCAUUCCCGACCAAGGUCAAGUAUGCCUGGGCUUUGGGCGGAGCGGUCUUGACUAUAUAUCCGUUGAUCAGGUUUGGGCUGCCUGGCGUGAGACGAUAUGUGCGUAAACAGCAUAAGACGAAGGGAAAGGGGAAGGAAAGGCCAAAGGUGCAGUAGGUCGCCCCAAGAGAGGAGAAAACUGAGCAUACCCUGAAGGUUCUGUACAAUUCACGAACACCUUCUCGAUGAUGGUGAUACUUCACGACCUUUUGGCAUUUUCUAGGCCCUUUAUGCAUGUCUGAUUCAGAGCUGUCUCCUAGAUUUAUUGUACACAUGAUCCUCUCGUAUUCGAGCUGCUUUCACAAUGACAGACCCAGUCCUUU